Molecule: messenger RNA, 875 nt
Organism: Prunus mume (Japanese apricot)
Lineage: Eukaryota; Viridiplantae; Streptophyta; Magnoliopsida; Rosales; Rosaceae
Source: RefSeq, a predicted model, not a curated record
CAAGAGACGAGAGAAGUCUUGGGAGACUGAGAAAUUACGUAGCCAUGGAGAAGAGAAUAUUCAGCAGAGAAAGCAGAAGCGGCCCCAUGCUAACCAUGCAGCACAACAAGCAGCCGCAGCCACUUAUGGCAGAGGUCCAACGUCGUAACAAACCCCAGCAAGUAGCCGACCUCACUGACUUCAUGAACGACAUGUUUUUUGGCACCGUAAACGCCAAGUCCAAGUCCUAUAACUUGACCGGAGACGACGUAGACGACGUAAACUACGAGGACGACGGCGACAGCCCAAGACCCACAUCCGCCACUACUACUAACAGCAAAAUGACUCAGGAAUGGCUAGAAGAGGCCCGGCGCAUUGUGGCCUCGUCCCCAACUCGGUGUGAAUCGCCCUCUCGACUCGCUGCUGGCUCACCGCGCUUCGCAGCUCCCACGCAGGCCCCAAGAUUGUCAUUUUCUUCCUCCCUUGAUCGCCGGGACCCACAAUCUAGGUCCGCCCGAAGGCACCGUGCGGCGGAGAGUUUUAGUGGCGAGAUCCUAUCCAAGUCAGCCAACAAGCACACCAGAAACAAAUCUGACGUGUUGUUGUUGGAGGGGCCUACUUCGCCUGCAUCACCAGCGGAAUCAUCGCCUGCAUCGGCGGUCCACAAAUGGUUUUCCAACAUCCUCAAGCCCAACUCAAAUCCUUCUCCGGCCCAGCAGCCCAAGGGCCAAACUGUGUCUCCCCGCCAGCCUGUCAACCGUAGGUCUCGGUUCCAAAAUGACCCCUCCUCGCCUAGCCCACAGGGGAUUCCGAUCCCUUCUCGGCGGACUUUCCAAAGCCCGACACUUUUGCCGGAUGCCAAGCCGCUGUCUCCGCCCAAAAACCUUGUCCCAUGA